This is a messenger RNA of Cylicocyclus nassatus, 1983 nucleotides long. Lineage: Eukaryota; Metazoa; Nematoda; Chromadorea; Rhabditida; Strongylidae. The record is from the annotation of a GenBank genome assembly.
AUUUCAGGCAUGCUCUCAGUACUUUCGAAGCAGAGCUCCGGAAAAGUAGUACGAAUUGCGUGUAGGGCUUCCACUGGAUUGGGGAGUCAAAACAGAGAAUAUAGCUGGAAUAAUGGCUCGCAUGAUAAACAAAAUGGAUGGCGAUUUCUCGGUUCGAUAGCUGUGGCAGCUUCUUCUUGUGCUGUCGGCUACCUAGCAGUGGACAAAUUCCGGCUACGUAUUGCCCAUGCUGAUGCUCCAGCAAAGGAGGAGAAGCUAUCACCACCACCUCGAAAAGAUCUGCCUACAUUCAAAAAGGAAGAAGUGAAAAAGCAUGGAAAGAAAGCGGAUAGAAUAUGGGUGACUUAUAAAACGGGAGUGUAUGAUGUAACAAAUUUUAUUACGUCGCAUCCUGGUGGAGACAAACUGCUACUUGCCGCUGGCGGCUCGGUGGAACCAUACUGGACUCUCUAUCAGCAACACAAAAAUGAAACGGUUAUGGAAAUUCUGGAGGAACUCCGUAUUGGUAAUUUAGACCCCAGUGAGGUAGAAGAGAUCAAGGAAAGCGAUGCUUCUGAUCCAUAUGCAUCAGACCCGGAGCGGCAUCCAGCCUUGAUUGUCGACCAACAACGUCCUUUCAACGCGGAAACUCCUCCAUCUCUACUUAUGGAUCAUUUUCGAACCCCGAAUGAACUAUUCUUCGUUCGAAAUCAUAUGCCUGUGCCAAAGGUUAUUGACAUCAAGAAACAUAGGUUGAAAGUUGAAGGCUUGGGAGUAAAACGCCCCCUAAACCUCUCGGUCGAAGAACUGAAGACUAAGUAUGAACCUGUUUCGAUCACGGCAGUCGUGCAGUGUUCUGGUAAUCGUCGAGCAAACAUGAAUGACUAUAAAAAAGUGCAAGGGCUACUAUGGGCUGAAACUGCUAUAAGCAAUGCGGAGUGGACAGGUGUUCGCUUACGAGAUCUAUUGAUUCAAGCAGGAGUAAAUCCAAACGAUUCAAGAAUAAAGCAUGUUCAUUUGGAAGGUGCUGACACAGACGGCGAAGGUCAGUGCUUUGGAGCUUCGAUUACUUUCGAAAAAGCAAUGAGCCCCGAAACUAUCGUCGUAUAUAGCAUGAAUGGUGAAGAUCUCCCUCGAGAUCAUGGCUACCCCUUAAGAAUUAUCGCGCCUGGCAUUGUUGGAGCUAGACAAGUCAAAUGGCUUAAGGCCAUACGACUCAGUGAUGUUGAAAGUCCCAGUCACUGGCAGCAGAAAGAUUACAGAGUUUUUCCUACAAGCGUGGGACUACACGAUAAACUGGACUGGACUACCGUGCAUUCUAUCCAAGAAUACCCUGUGCAAUCUGCUAUUUGCAUACCAGCACCUGAGUCGAAAGUUGAGAGAGUCAAAGGUGAAGUUGAUGUGGAAGGGUAUGCCUGGAGUGGUGGAGGCCGUGGUAUUAUUCGAGUUGAGGUGAGCGGUGAUGGAGGCAAAACGUGGCAGACCGCAGAGCUGGAACAAGAUGAGAAGCAAGACCUCAAUCACAUGUGGGCUUGGACAUUUUUCCGCACCAGCAUCAAAAUUCCUGAAGGAGCAAAGAAAAUGGAUCUCGUAGUGAAAGCUACUGAUCGUGCUUAUAACACGCAGCCCGAAACCUCUGUUGGAAUAUGGAAUGUCAGAGGAUUGAUAAAUAAUGCUUGGCAUAGAGUCAGUGUGGAAGUAGUGGACUAAACUGUAAGAAGUAUCUGCUGAUGGAAAAAUUUCAUUUUUCGUCAAAGCGUAGUCGCUCGGAGACUACCUCGACGUGCUUGCUCAUUUUUUCACCUUAUUUCUCAUAUGCAUUUCUAUUCCUGGUGAAACGGAAUUCACUGACUUCAGAAGUAUACUUAUAAUUGCUUGUUCUAUAUAUUGGUGCCGCUUGUAAUUUCUAGAUGUGCCUACCUUCAUAAGCUGUGAUAGUUGUAACUCUUGCCAAAUCAACUUUUGACUGUAUUGCUGCUUUCUUCACCUAAUAUAACAGUACUC